AUGGCCUGUACCUCUCAGCAUCUCCUGCACCUCUCAGCAUCGCCUGUACCUCUCAGCAUCGCCUGUACCUCUCAGCAUCGCCUGUACCUCUCAGCAUCGCCUGUACCUCUCAGCAUCGCCUGUACCUCUCAGCAUGGCCUGUACCUCUCAGCAUCGCCUGUACCUCUCAGCAUGGCCUGUACCUCUCAGCAUCUCCUGUACCUCUCAGCAUGGCCUGUACCUCUCAGCAUCGCCUGUACCUCUCAGCAUGGCCUGUACCUCUCAGCAUCACCUGUACCUCUCAGCAUCUCCUGUACCUCUCAGCAUCGCCUGUACCUCUCAGCAUCUCCUGUACCUCUCAGCAUGGCCUGUACCUCUCAGCAUCGCCUGUACCUCUCAGCAUCUCCUGUACCUCUCAGCAUGGCCUGUACUUCAGCAUCUCCUACCUCUCAGCAUGGCCUGUACCUCUCAGCAUCUCCUGUACCUCUCAGCAUGGCCUGUACCUCUCAGCAUGGCCUGUACCUCUCAGCACGCUCUGUACCUCUCAGCAUGGCCUCACACAGCUCAUUGCCACAGCAGAGUCCAACGCAGGUACUGUCACAAGGGCAUGACAGAAAAUCAGACAGGGUCACAGAAUUCAUUCUCCUGGGAUCUCCGCUCAGCCUGAGGAUUCUGAUGCUCCUCUCUGGGCUCUUCUCCCUGUUCUACAUCUUCACCCUGUUGGGAAACGGGGCCAUCCUGGGGCUCAUCUGGCUGGACUCCAGACUGCACACCCCCAUGCACUUCUUCCUCUCACAGCUGGCCAUCGUUGAUAUUUCGUAUGCUUCCAACAAUGUCCCCAAGAUGAUGACAAAUCUUCUGAACAAGAGAAAAACAGUCUCCUUUGUCCCAUGCAUAAUGCAGACCUUUUUAUACAUGGCUUUUGCUCACACCGAGUGUCUCAUCUUGGUAAUGAUGUCCUGUGAUCGGUACGUGGCUAUCUGCCACCCUCUGAAAUAUUCUGUCAUGAAAUGGAGAGUGUGCACAGUCCUGGCUGUCACUUCCUGGGCAUGUGGCUCCCUUCUGGCCCUGGUCCAUGUGGUUCUCAUCCUGAGGCUGCCCUUCUGUGGGCCUCAUGAAAUCAACCACUUCUUCUGUGAAAUCCUGUCUGUCCUCAGGCCGGCCUGUGCUGAUACCUGGUUCAACCAGGUGGUCAUCUUUUCUGCUUCCGUGUUCAUCCUGGUGGGGCUGCUCUGCCUCGUGCUGGUCUCCUACUCCCACAUCCUGGCGGCCAUGCUGAGGAUCCAGUCUGGAGAGGGCCGCAGAAAGGCCUUCUCCACCUGCUCCUCUCACCUCUAUGUGGGGCUCUUCUUUGGCAGUGCCGUUGUCAUGUACAUGGCCCUCAAGUCCCGCCAUCCUGAGGAGCAGCAGAAGGUCCUUUCCCUGUUUUACAGCCUUUUCAACCCGAUGCUGAACCCUCUGAUCUACAGCCUGAGGAAUGCAGAGGUCAAAGGUGCCCUGAAAAGAGUGUUGUAGAAACAGAGAUCAAGGUGA
Molecule: messenger RNA, 1512 nt
Organism: Chlorocebus sabaeus (green monkey)
Lineage: Eukaryota; Metazoa; Chordata; Mammalia; Primates; Cercopithecidae
Gene: OR2A5
Product: olfactory receptor family 2 subfamily A member 5
Biological process (GO): G protein-coupled receptor signaling pathway
Cellular component (GO): membrane
Molecular function (GO): olfactory receptor activity; G protein-coupled receptor activity
Source: RefSeq, a predicted model, not a curated record